AUGAAUUCCUUGGAGUUUGGACAGUAUUUUGAGAAUUUGAAAAUGUCUCUGCCGAACGGUGUUGAUGUAUCCCAACUAGUGCAGCACCCAGUUUUGGCGGCUUUGCCGCCGUUUUUUCUCAGAGCUUCCGAAAGAUAUCAGAGAACACCAAAAUGCGCACGGUGUCGCAACCACGGCGUGGUGUCCGCCCUCAAGGGUCACAAGAGGUAUUGCCGCUGGCGUGACUGUGUCUGUGCGAAGUGUACACUCAUAGCCGAGAGACAACGUGUUAUGGCUGCACAGGUUGCAUUGCGCCGCCAACAAGCUCAAGAAGAGAACGAAGCUCGGGAACUGAACAUGCUGUAUGCGGGACAGCCAUCCGCUGCACCGCACUUUCCUGAAAUGCCCGAUGAUCAACCGAUUCACAAACGUGCUCGUAUCACGGAAGUCUGCUCGAGUCCAUCGCCACCAGAGGUACCUUCAGAAUCAAAAACACCCGUACAAACACCACCGCUCUCCACCCCACCACCACGCUCACCUUCCGACCACGAACUAAAUGUUGAAGAGGAACUAGACCAUUCUGAACCCUCACUUACACCAGAAAACCUUUCUAUGAAAGAGCGACAAGACGAUGUCAAAAAAGAAGACGAGGAGAAAUGGGAAAAUCAAAAUUUCAAAUAUCGACGCGGAAAACCAGAAGGACAUAUGCCAGAACCCAUAGAUGAUCCAGCUCCCUUCCAGAAAUCUCCAGUCGAUGUUCUCAUUAAAGUUUUUCCUAGACGCAGCCGUCAAGAAAUCGAGGCCAUACUCACGAGAUGCAAAGGAGAUGUUGUAGCAGCCAUGGAAAUGAUGAUAAAUGGACCCGAGCAAUCCUACAAUUUAACUCCCGAUUCUCCGUAUCUGCAGAAUUAUCAAUCGAAAUCCGCCUUUUCUCCAUUAUCCAAUCAAAGUUUUAAAUUUUCACCAUCCAGGAGAUUUCUUACGCCUCCCUACAGUGGGACAGGUUACUUACCAACUGUGAUACGCCCUCCUCCAGAAUAUUUAUCGAACUUUCUGCCUCCUUCUGAACUCAUGUACGGUCGGCAACUGCAGGUCCCUUCACCUGGAACCUCUCCUACAUCUGACAAUACAAAUAAUGAAGGGUUUUCUGAUUAG
Pararge aegeria (speckled wood butterfly) is the source of this 1134-nucleotide messenger RNA. It is a transcript of the gene dmrt99B, whose product is annotated as doublesex- and mab-3-related transcription factor A2. The record is from RefSeq and is a predicted model, not a curated record. The transcript has 4 exons. Bases 1 to 1134 code for a protein of 377 amino acids. Gene Ontology annotation, cellular component: nucleus. Gene Ontology annotation, biological process: sex differentiation; regulation of transcription by RNA polymerase II. Gene Ontology annotation, molecular function: RNA polymerase II cis-regulatory region sequence-specific DNA binding; protein binding; DNA-binding transcription factor activity, RNA polymerase II-specific. Lineage: Eukaryota; Metazoa; Arthropoda; Insecta; Lepidoptera; Nymphalidae.